AAAUAUCGAAAUAUUGAAACUUCACGAUUUCGACCUUUUCAACCAAGUUUCGUCUCCGUGCUUACUUGAGCUAGAGUCAAGUCAGUCCGUCAAGAUGGUUAGAAUCGAGACGUGCUACUUCUGUAGUAGACCCGCCUACCCAGGCAAGGGUAUAACAUUCUGCCGCAACGAUGCCAAGCAAUUCCGCUUCUGCCGCUCCAAAUGCCACAAGAACUUCGUCAUGAAGCGCAACCCGCGCAAGCUGAAAUGGACCAAGGCCUUCCGUAAAGCCGCCGGCAAAGAAAUGACCGUCGAUUCUACGCUCCAGUUCGCCGCCCGCAGAAACGUCCCCGUUCGCUACAACCGCGACCUCGUGGCCAAGACCCUCAAGGCCAUGGAGCGCGUCUCCGAAAUCAGGGCUAAGCGCGAGCGUGUAUUCGCCAAGAGACGACUGGCCGGCAAGAGGGCAAGAGAGCUGGCUACAGACCGCAAGCUGGUCGAGACCCACGGUCAUCUAUUGCCCAAGAUGCGCGGCUCCGAGAAGAGGAGACUGGCGGAAGAACAAGGGCUCGCACCCGAGGAGAUCGAGGAACUCGAGCAGACGAAUAUGGUUGCCGAGAAGAGCAAGGUGUUUGGCAAGGAGAAGCUACGCCAGAGAGUGCGCGUCGAUGGUGGUGUCGAGGUCGUGGGCGAAGACGACGGUGGUAUGGAUAUGGAUUCCGACUAAACGACAUGAUACCGUACUGGAGAAUAGAUACGAUCGAGACGCAGGGGAAACUACGAGAGGCUACGCGAAGGGAGACGCCAGAAAAUUACGGGCCGCGGCGUUCAUGUGUGGAUUGCUUUGAUUCUUCUGCAUGCCCUGGCGUUGGUGGAUUCUAGAUUCUAGGUGCCUGAUUCCUUUUCGCAAUACGAAGCCUUAGAGCUGCACGGUCUAGUCCGACAG
This is a messenger RNA of Annulohypoxylon truncatum, 925 nucleotides long. Its product is annotated as ribosome biogenesis protein RLP24. Bases 95 to 706 code for a protein of 203 amino acids. The record is from RefSeq and is a predicted model, not a curated record. Gene Ontology annotation, biological process: ribosomal large subunit biogenesis. NCBI's taxonomy places the organism in Eukaryota, Fungi, Ascomycota, Sordariomycetes, Xylariales, Hypoxylaceae. The transcript has 3 exons. Gene Ontology annotation, cellular component: nucleolus.